This is a messenger RNA of Salarias fasciatus (jewelled blenny), 945 nucleotides long. It is a transcript of the gene tmem130, whose product is annotated as transmembrane protein 130. The transcript is spliced from 8 exons. Gene Ontology annotation, cellular component: plasma membrane. NCBI's taxonomy places the organism in Eukaryota, Metazoa, Chordata, Actinopteri, Blenniiformes, Blenniidae. The record is from RefSeq and is a predicted model, not a curated record. Bases 1 to 945 code for a protein of 314 amino acids.
AUGGACAGAGAGCAGGCUGCCUGGAGCGUGAUGGUUCUCCUGCUGGUUCCUCUGGGUGGGGCGCAGACCACCACCCCUCUGACAGAGCUGGAGAACAUUGCGGGGAAGCUGGUGUUCUACCAGACCGAGGGGAACGCCACCCUGGUGAGAGACACGGGAGAACUGGCGUCCGACGUUCCCACCGAGACCAUGUUUGAACUCUUUGAUCCCCACCAGAAUUUCAGCACGGCGUCUUUCACCUACACCUGGGACUUGGGCAACGGAGAGGUGAUCCAGGGAACCGAGCCGUUCGUCCGCUACCAUUACUCUGAAUCUGGAAACUACACUCUGCAGCUGAAAGUCGGCGUGAAUGUGACUAAAUACACUCCUCCGAUCACCGGGGUCUACUCCAUGGACGUCCAGGUGCUCGAUGCCAUCAGGCACAUCGAGCUGAAGGGGCCGUCCGACUACGAGAUGUCUCAGAACACCAGUCUGGCUUUCCACGUGGACGGGAGCCCUCCCAUGUGGGUGUGCUGGCGCUUCCUCCGGGACUGCAAGGCCGACCCGAGGCAGGGCUGCACGCUGACCGUGCUGUACGAGAACACCCUGCGGCUCAACCACACCUUCACCUCGGCCGGCGUGCACUGCCUGGACAUCAGCGUGCGCAACGACGUGAGCAAGCUGCAGACCUCCUUCAGCCUCUUCGUCCGGAGGAGCAAUAACGUCCACAUGUUCUUCAUGCUGUCGUGCGCCGCCAUUCUGGUGGCGACGUUCUCCUUCAUUGCCGUCAUCGCCUGCCGUCCUCGUCGCCACAGCAAAGCUCAGCCUGCUUCCUUCAGUGACGCCGUGUUCAUGAAGACCCGAGAGGAAGACGACCAGGGCGCCAUUCGCCUGACCUUCCCGGCCCUGGAGCGAGGAGAGAAGGCUCCCCUGCUGCUGCAGUACGGGCCUCAGUACUGCUCCUAA